This is a messenger RNA of Papaver somniferum (opium poppy), 444 nucleotides long. RefSeq names its product sulfated surface glycoprotein 185-like. The coding region runs from base 1 to 444 and encodes 147 amino acids. The transcript has a single exon. The record is from RefSeq and is a predicted model, not a curated record. Lineage: Eukaryota; Viridiplantae; Streptophyta; Magnoliopsida; Ranunculales; Papaveraceae.
AUGUCACCUUCACCUCCCCCUCCAUCCCCACCACCACCCUCGCCUCCUCCUCCAUCCCCCCCACAACCACCACCCUCACCUCCCCCUCCACCCCCGCCCUCGCCUCCACCUCCAUCCCCACCACCACCACCACCACCCUCGCCACCCCCUCCGUCCCCACCACCACCACCUCCGCCCUCUCCCUCAGCCCCUCCACCAUCCCCAUCGCCCCCUCCACCAACACCUCCAAUAAAUAUAUGCAAAGCAGGGGAGGCUUUUAUACCAACCCCCAUAACCAGUUGUAGCCUUUGUACACGUGAUUAUUGUACAAGUCAAUGUUCUGCAAGAGGAGCUUUAUUAGCGAGAAUGGGGUGCGUUCCUUCUCUAUUAUUGUGCAGGUGUUGUUGUAAAAGCCUUACAUUGCCAUCAUCAACUACUGCUCUUGGUUCCUGGUCGACGCAAUGA